AUGCCAACGCCUAUUCCAGAUAAUAAGUUUGAGCAAGUCAUUGCUGAACGUUAUCUGUUUGCGCCGUUUGCAAAUGAAUCGACUGCUUGGCCUGUUCUCAAAAAUAUCCAAAAUGCAUGGCAGGCUGCUCCACUACCGGGUUAUCAUUCUCAAGCUGCCGAAGGCGUUUGGUUACUGGCUCAAUCUAUUGAUAAAGUGCAAGAGAUGGAUUCAGGAACUUUGACACUGCAAAUGUAUUGGAUGUCUCUGUUUGCCAAUGGCACUUUGAUAGUUUUAUCUGAGAUUGACGUAAAGAGCAAUAGCAGUCUUUUGGUCGUAUCAAAUAAUGAAGACACUGCUUUAGAAUACACAGCCGCACUCAUCUCACCUGAUAGUGUGAAAUUAAUUCUGUGUAACCGAUCAGAUGCUAGUUCGUGCAGAGUUAUAAAAAUCAUAGUUUUUCCUUCGGCCCUUCUGAAUACCACCAAAAUCGCAGGCGGUUUAUUUGUGGAGGAUUUGGGAGAUAGAGGAUGGUUGUAUUUUGCUGCUGAUUCGGGAUUGCACGGACUGGACUUAUCGACAUUUAUGAUUAAUCCAUUUCUCAAUGAAAUCAAUAUGCCUGUUUCCUCUUUGGCAUGGAGUUCCAAGCGGCAGACAAUAUUUGCUGGUACUGAGACCAAACUUUGGAUUCACUCUUACAGUGUUGGUAAUGAAGGCUGGCGUUUUGAACAUAUCAAGGGACUCAUUGAUGCACCAAUUACUUCUCUGAUAUAUAAUGAUGUGCAAGACAAAUUGUGGAUUGGUCAAAAUACCGGAAUAACUCUUCUGUCACCAAUUAUCAUGUCGACAGAACAUCUCCAUUGGUUCUUUUCUCGAUUGGCAGGACAAAUCUCUAACCCUGGAUCAGAUAUUGGUCAUCUUCCAUUUGCAAACAUUACCACUCUGAGUAUUAGCCAGUCGACGUUACCUGACGGUCGUGUAUGGCUGGGUGCUGUACGUGGGGUGAUGCGUUUCGAUUCGAACAGUAGUGACAUCAAUGCUUGGCGUGUAUUCAAUAGUGCCAGAUAUAUGCCGAAUCGUGAAUCGUUGGUUAAUGUAUCCUCGUUGGCUGUCCUGAGCCGUCGCAGUGAUGCACCUCCUAAUCUGGGCAGUGCUGUAUUAGCAAUCACAAACAAAGGUCUCGCUGUUCUUCGUUUUGAGAUGUGGACAUUGGCACAGAAAGCAGAUCAUUUUCAAGUGAUGGUCGAUCAACCAGGAAGACAUGAUAAAAACGGGCUCGUCUCUGACUGCACUAUGUCAUCAUGGGGCGAUAGUCGUACUUGCAUCAAAGAACCAGACGAUAAUGAUGGGCAAUGGACUUCUAUGUAUCUGGCUAGCCAGAUCUUUCGGUAUGUUGUGACGCAAGACUCAAGAAUCAAAGCACAGGCUUGGAAACACUUUGAAGCAAUGGAACUUCUCAGUAUUCCUGGUUAUCCUGCUCGUUCAUUCGCAAAACGUAGCGACUUUCUCUCUAAGAUUCCAUGGUAUCCUUCUCCCGUUUAUCCAGAUCUUCAGUUUCAGGGUGAUACAUCGUCUGAUGAAAUUUGUGGCCAUGAGUUCGUAUAUCCUCUCGUGCAUGACUUACUGGCUAGCAACGAUGACGAACGAAAAAGAGCCUACGUACUCAUUUUCAAUAUCACAAAUCAUAUCCUGACUCAUGAUUGGUAUUUAUUUGGUGAGAAUCACAAUCGCACUACAUGGGAUUAUUGGAAUCCUGUCCAAAUAAACAAUGAUAGUCGCUACCAAGAAGAUCGAGGUAUAAACAGUCUUCAGAUACUGGCUUACCUACUUCAAACAUAUGGUUACAGUGGUGAUGAGCGUUUUCUCGAUGGUGCCAAUCUUCUUAUUGGAUCCUAUCAAUAUAAUGUCAAUCUUAUUAAUCAGAAGAUGAUUGCUGUUUGUGCUAGUGAUUUUGAAUAUGCUCUACCGGUUUUUGAUUAUGAUCAAAUGGCCUAUUUGUCUUAUUUUAACCUAGCCCAUGCAUUCCACACCAUUGCUUCUUCAGUUAGUUUAUCUACGGUUCAAAAGGCACACGCGCAGUCACUAAUUGACAAUUUAUGGGAAUACAUGGACAUAGGAUUAGAUCUUUCAUUCAGUUACAAAAAAAUGGAAAAAACGCCAUUCUUUAAUUUCAUCUAUUGCUAUGCCAGUGGUCAAGUCAAUCAAACUCAAAAUACAUCUAACAAACGUCAUGGACUGACUAUGAGAGCUUUUCGGCAUGAUUGCAAUUCUUUAUCAAAUGAUGGUGUAUGGCAUAUGCAGCGUUGGCCAUUGGAAUUGAUUCAUUGGGCACAAUUCAACAGUGAUCGCUUGGACGUACAAAUCAACGUACCUGCUCAAUGCUAUCCGCCGAUCAAGUCAUUGCAAAUGUUACCUCCAGACGAACGAUCUACUAAAAACGUGGACCAAGGAGUCUACGACUUGGAUGAUGGAGAUGGACUUAUUGAAACUGAUCCAACUAACUUCCUGUUGGGUUAUUGGGGAAUGCGUUAUUUCAAUUUGUUACAAUAG
Molecule: messenger RNA, 2529 nt
Organism: Rotaria sp. Silwood2
Lineage: Eukaryota; Metazoa; Rotifera; Eurotatoria; Philodinida; Philodinidae
Source: the annotation of a GenBank genome assembly